Messenger RNA from Formica exsecta, 3090 nucleotides. It is a transcript of the gene 5-HT7, whose product is annotated as 5-hydroxytryptamine receptor 1. Lineage: Eukaryota; Metazoa; Arthropoda; Insecta; Hymenoptera; Formicidae. The coding region runs from base 816 to 2435 and encodes 539 amino acids. The transcript is spliced from 7 exons. Gene Ontology annotation, biological process: adenylate cyclase-activating adrenergic receptor signaling pathway. Gene Ontology annotation, cellular component: plasma membrane. Gene Ontology annotation, molecular function: G protein-coupled acetylcholine receptor activity. The record is from RefSeq and is a predicted model, not a curated record.
CUUCCACCCUCAACGGCGAAAGCUCUCGCUAUCCCGCCGACGGAAAAUUCGAAGCAACAGGACGCGAUUGCGCCAAACGAGGAACGGAGGAUCCCGCGAAAUUUUGGGCUCGCGAAAAUAAAAAAAGGUGACCGGGGAGACUGACCAUGUGUUAGGAACACGCCGUCGGGUUUUCGGAAGACGAGAAAGGUGCGCGAGACAACGACUCGCAAAACAGUAUAUUCUCGAUCUUGAGGAUCGAUUCCGGUGGCGGGUGCGCGCGCGAUCGCUCGUUUGAUUUUGAUCGCCCCGCAUUCCUCGAGCGUCAGGAAGUUGUUAAUCCGUUAACUCGUUAACUAGCGGCUAGAUAAGAGCGGACGAGCGCGCGAGCGGCUAACGAAACGGAGGAAGGGGAAAAGAUCGACGGGCCACGUAGUGCUGUGAAACUGUCUGGUGAUGCGUGAUCGAACAACAACUUCCCAAACGGAGGCUGCCGUUGCUGACGCCACUUCCACCAUCGACGGUCCCGCGAGCGAGCUGGUACGAGGAUCGUCGAUCGAUAUCGACGGCGACGGGGCUACGGAUCCCGGCUUCCUCGGCCUGCCAGGAUACUCGCAUGCGACGGUUUAAGCCGAGGGUGAAAGGGUCGGUCGGGACCUUAAGCGGGAUAAGGGAGAACCGCUGCUGAGUCCGUAUCGGAAUCGAGGCAAGGAUUCUCAUGCACGCCGCGAACUUGCCCGGCAUCCCGUGGUCGAGAGGAGAGAAGGAGCAUGACGUAGUCGUCGGCGAGGGGGGCUCUUGGGAUGCUCCGGACUACUUCCGGCUAGGGCCGUCGUAUGGAGGGGCAGGACGUAAUCACCACGGAUGGCAACCUGUCUUUAAACUUCACGACUCACAACGCCACACGAGGCGACGGAUCCUUUUUUUGGGUCUUCCCCGGCAAAAACUCACCCUACACCACUACUCAGGCAAUCGCCCUCGCUCUGGUACUCGGCAGCAUCAUCGUCGGGACGGUGAUAGGCAAUAUUCUCGUGUGCGUGGCGGUAUUCCUCGUUAGGAAACUACGGAAGCCGUGCAACUAUCUGCUGGUCAGUUUGGCGGUGAGCGAUCUCUGCGUGGCGCUUCUGGUGAUGCCGAUGGCGUUGCUAUACCAGAUAUCGGGCAACUGGUCCUUCGGCUCGCUCAUGUGCGAUCUCUGGGUCAGCUUCGACGUGCUCAGCUGCACCGCCAGCAUCCUCAAUCUCUGCAUGAUAUCCGUGGACCGAUUCUGGGCCAUCACGAAGCCGUUACAAUACGGGAUUAAGAGGACGACGCGACGGAUGAUCAUCUACGUCAGCCUUGUUUGGUUAGGAGCGGCUUGUAUCAGUUUGCCGCCCCUGCUGAUAAUGGGUAACGAGCACACCUAUUCCGAAACCGGGCCCUCGCACUGCUCGGUCUGCCAGAAUUUUUUCUACCAAAUCUACGCGACCCUCGGUAGCUUCUACAUACCGCUGUUCGUCAUGAUUCAGGUGUACUAUAAAAUAUUCUGCGCUGCGCGCAAAAUUGUUUUGGAGGAGAUAAGGGCACAACUUCACCUGGAGGUGCACUGCCAUCUCGACAUGGAGCCGCCGGCCUCGCAGCAUCCGGCCGCGCCCGCAGUGAACCGUCAAUUAAAUUCUUCCGACAUGCAGACGAGUCAAGGUAGUCCGCCGGUGAAACAACACAGAAGUUCCAGCGCGUCUACCACGAUAAGAUCGAAGGUACGCGCCGACAGGCUGGAUAAUUUGACAAUGUGCAGCGGACAUGCGGUCCGAUGCUUCGCCGGCGGGCCGCGCAGGAGCAACGAGUCGCAAUGUCCGAUGCUGCAAAGAAUCGAGAAGCCGGUGCUAUCGACGGCGACGACGCCGUCGAUGACGUCGUCGACGACAAAGCAGAUGACAACGACGACGACGCUCGUGCGCAAUCAUCUGAACAGCACGUGUAGCGUCACCAACUCGCCGCACCAGAAGAAGCUGCGCUUUCAUCUGGCGAAGGAGCGAAAAGCCAGCACCACCCUUGGCAUCAUCAUGGGUGCGUUCGUCGGCUGCUGGCUGCCAUUUUUCGUGCUGGCGCUGGUCAGACCGUUCCUCGAGGACCCGGACGCCAUUCCGGCCUUUCUCUCGGGUCUUUUCCUCUGGCUCGGCUAUUGCAAUAGCCUGCUAAACCCGAUCAUCUACGCGAUCCUUAACAAGGACUUCCGCAAGCCGUUCCGCGAGAUACUUUUCUUCCGCUGCAACAAUCUCAAUCAUAUGAUGCGCGAGGAGUUUUACCAGAGCCAGUAUGGCGAUCCAGUUAAUAACUACGAGAUCAAAGCUGGCUGCAGCGGCGGCGGUGGCGGUGCGGAGAGCGCCGAGAGCGCGGAACACUACGAGGACGGUAAUCAGGACAUCGUCGAGUCGAUGGACGUCACCGGCGCGCCCGACGAGAGCUUCCUAUGAUCCGAGGAGCGUUCCUCGUCGUUCAUCGAGGACCGUAAUAUCCGACGGAGACCGCCGUCCUGCUGUAUCGAGCCCCUCCACAUCGCCGUCGAUCUCACCAACGGCACACAAAACGAGAUCCUUUUAUGAUCGAUCACGAUCGAUGAGGAUCGCGAGGACGAUGCCGCGCGUCAUCGUCAUCGCCAUUGUCAUCGUCCUGAGAGGGUGACGGGACGGUUUUCAUUCCGCGACCGCGUGACGAGCGCGUCGCGCAGGGAUAUCUCUCGAGAGAUCCUCCUGUGAUCAGAUCAACAGCGCUGGACCGCCUGUGUGAUCUUAACGCCGUUAUAAGAGAUCGGCCGAGAAAGAAAGAGAGAAAUAAAUAGAUAGCUACUGCGCGAUUAUAGUUGUGUCGAUAAAUUCAAAAUCUCACGUAAGAACUCUGUCUGUGUGUGACUCGAAGUCGAGGAGCGAUUUUCGAUCGCGAGAAAAAUAUUUUCAAUAAUUUCAUUGAUUUAACUCAAAUUUAUUCACACCAAAGGUAAUUGAAGGGCUUAUUUUCAUAUGGUCUUAAUUUCAUAUUUUUUAAACACUGAGAAUAUAUGAUGUGUGUUAUAAAGCUAUGAAAAUUCAUACAAAUUCAUAAAUAUAUUUAAUAAAACACACACACACACAU